AUGGGAACUUCAACUGAAAAUUGGGUUUUAGGUGUUGCUGCUAAAGGUAUCAUCCCAUCACCGAUAUCUAACAGUCAUUUAGAAAAAUUAAGGUCAAUGAUAGCUCGCAUAUUGCGUUUUAAUUUGAAUGUUUUGAAAAAGAGGCCAAAUAGAAGAUUUUUUGAUUGUGAAAGCAAUAGGCGUCUAACCUCAGAAAGUUAGUCUAGGUUAACAUUUUUCCACCCAGACGAAACUUGAUGCGAUCUGGUACUUAAGGGUUUCAGACCAUGCUCUUCUUUUACCUAGCGGACACUUUUCAUGAAAAUGCUCAGAAGUAGGUUUUCUAGAAAACCAUGGUUUUUUGACACACUGGUCGAAUAAAACACUGUUUUUAACAAAACCAAGAAAUGAUGAAGCACUUCUAAUUAUAUUGCUGUACUCAGCAGAGAUCGGGCUACAUUUUGAAAAAAAAAAUUAAGUCUUUAACUUCAAGUCUCAAUUAUUUUAUUUAAUUUUGAUUUCUUUAAUUUCAACUUGUUUUGAUACUCAUAUUACUCAACAGUGAAAAGUGAUGAAGAACUCAUUCGAAUUACAUUGGAUAGAUCAUAAAAAACAGAGCAAAACUAGGUAUAAUACCUAGUUUUGC
Molecule: messenger RNA, 625 nt
Organism: Rotaria sp. Silwood2
Lineage: Eukaryota; Metazoa; Rotifera; Eurotatoria; Philodinida; Philodinidae
Source: the annotation of a GenBank genome assembly